GGGCCCAGACGCCGCUCAGAGCUGGAUGUCAGAGAGGGAGCGAGCUUGACGAAGCUCCGGGUGCGAGAUGGCGCACAGGCCCAGGUCAGAUUGAGGGGGCAGUUGUUUAGAUGCAGCCUCAAACAAGACGUUUCAAGCCGAUGGGCCAGUGGAACAGAGAUGAGGCUGAAGAAGUCUACAGUCAUAGGGCUGUGACGCAGUGAGAGGCGAUGGGGUAAGUGGUCCCCGUGCCGCCUCUGAAUGUCCGUCACCAUGGCGAAGCGCGAGACCGGCAGCGCCAGCCCCGUGGUCAGGCAGAUAGACAAGCAGUUCCUGGUCUGCAGCAUCUGUUUGGAUCAUUAUCACAACCCCAAGGUGCUACCCUGUCUGCACACCUUCUGCGAGAAAUGUCUACAGAACUACAUCCCGCCCCAGUCUUUGACGCUGUCGUGCCCUGUGUGCAGACAGACCUCUAUCUUGCCAGAGAAGGGCGUGGCAGCCCUGCAGAACAACUUUUUCAUCACAAACCUGAUGGAGGUGUUGCAGCGAGACCCUGAGUGCAGCCGACCUGAGGCCUGCAACGUUCUCGAGUCGGCCAGCGCAGCUACGGCCUGUCAGCCCCUGUCUUGUCCCAACCAUGAGGGCAAGGUGAUGGAGUUUUACUGCGAGUCAUGUGAAACCGCCAUGUGUCUGGAGUGUACGGAGGGAGAACACAGGGAACAUGUGACGGUUCCUCUGAGGGAUGUGCUGGAACAACACAAGUCGGCACUCAGCAAUCAGCUGGACACUGUGCGCAACAGACUACCUCAGUUGACGGCUGCCAUUGAGCUUGUGAAUGAAAUCUCCAAGCAGCUUUCGGAGCGUAAAAAUGACGCCGUGACUGACAUCAGCAACACGUUUGACGAGCUAGAGAAGGCUUUACACCAACGCAAGACUGCCCUGGUCACUGAGGUGGAAAACAUCUGCAGCACCAAGCAGAAGGUUCUUCAGGUACAGCUGACGUCUUUGCUUCAGGGCAAAGAGAACAUUCAGAGCAGCUGCAACUUCACGGAGCAGGCGCUGAGCCAUGGCAGCGCCACGGAGGUGCUGUUGGUCCAGAAGCAAAUGGGUGAGCGGGUCAGUGCCCUGGCACGACACACCUUUCCUGAACACCCUCACGAAAAUGGACAUCUUGAAUGCCAGGUAGAGACGGACGGACUGAGGCGCUCCAUCCAGAACCUGGGAGUCUUGAUCACAACGGGAGCCGUGGGCCACACGAGCGUCGCCACCGGUGAAGGCCUGCGACACGCGCUGGUCGGCCAGCACACCACUGUCACGGUCACUACUAAAGAUAAGGACGGAGAACUGGUGAAGACUGGAAACGCUGCUCUGAGGGCAGAGAUUAUCUCUGCUGAUGGAGCGUGCACCGAAGCAGAGGUGGCGGACAACAAAAACGGCACCUAUGAGGUUGGAUAUACCAUCCGCUCGGAGGGAGAGUACACCUUCUCCUUGCUGCUGUACGAACAGCCUGUGAGGGGGAGUCCGUUCCGUCUGCGUGCCGUCAAGCCGUCAGAUGUCCUGCAGUCGCCAGAGGAUGUGAAGAGAAGAGUGAAGUCCCCGAGCGGAGGAGGAGGUCAUGUUCGACAGAAGGCGGUGCGCAGGCCCUCCAGCAUGUACAGCACCACCAAGAAAAAGGAAAACCCGAUAGAGGACGAGCUGAUCUACAGAGUGGGAACAAGAGGUAGAGAUAAAGGGGAAUUUACUAACCUACAAGGCAUCUCGACCUCCAGUAACGGUCGGAUUGUGGUGGCAGACAGCAACAACCAGUGCAUACAGGUCUUCUCAAACGACGGCCAGUUUAAAAUGAGGUUCGGCGUCCGGGGCCGUUCACCGGGGCAGCUGCAGCGCCCCACGGGGGUCACGGUGGACAUGAACGGUGACAUCAUCGUAGCCGACUACGACAACAGAUGGAUCAGCAUCUUCUCCUCGGACGGCAAGUUCAAGAGCAAAAUCGGCGCCGGGAGACUGAUGGGACCAAAAGGCGUGGCCGUGGAUAAGAACGGCCACAUCAUCACUGUUGAUAACAAAGCCUGCUGUGUGUUCAUCUUCCAAUCCAAUGGGAAGCUGGUGACCAAGUUCGGAGCGAGAGGAACGUCAGACAGACACUUUGCAGAAAAAAGUGGUGCAAACAUUGCACUGGAGCAAAAGCUUAGUAAAUCUGGCCCUGUUUUCAGUCCUCACUUUGUGGCUGUAAAUAACAAGAAUGAAAUUGUGGUAACAGAUUUCCACAACCAUUCAGUGAAGGUGUAUAACGCCGAUGGGGAGUUCCUGUUUAAAUUUGGUUCCCACGGAGAAGGGAACGGACAGUUCAAUGCUCCGACAGGCGUGGCCGUCGAUGCCAACGGAAACAUUAUCGUUGCAGAUUGGGGCAACAGCCGGAUCCAGGUGUUCGACAGCUCAGGGUCCUUCCUGUCCUACAUCAACACAACAGCGGACCCCCUGUAUGGCCCCCAGGGCUUGGCCCUCACGUCCGAUGGUCAUGUGGCAGUGGCCGACUCCGGAAACCACUGCUUCAAGGUCUACCGCUACCUGCAGUAGAGACCUGAGACACGCCAUCUUUACCACUGCAAGCACUGACAAACGACAACAACCAAUGUAAUCCACAGGGUGCAAUGACCUUUCCACUACAGCCUUUUGAUGUGCACAUCAGACCAUCUCCCCCCCCCGGAUAUAAUUACGCGUCUGAACCUGAGUUUUAAUCUUAAUGAUGUGUAGUGGAGGUUGAUUUUAAAGUUGGGUGAUGUAGCGUCUGUGGGACAAGUCAUGGACAUGAAGCUGUGGACUGGUUUUGAGAGAAAGUGCAAAAGCUUUCUUGCGUCGUUACCCCACAGUUUGUGUGAGAGCGACACGGUAGGAGGUAGAAGUAUUUAAUGAGCCAUAACUUGUCCAAAUGCAUGAAGUUUUAAUUGAUCUCAAAGCCUAGGCAACAGCACAGUGUACCCAUCAGUUGCUUUUCUCAUGAACUAGUAGAUGCUUACAGUGAAAUGAACAGCGCUGCGCUUCUUUAGCAAUGACAUGUAAUAAAAAUAAUAAUCAUUUAGGGACUUCUCACAUAACAUAAUCACACCACCAUCCGUGCAUUGAUUUGCUGUAUGUACUGUAUAUACAUAAAUGUAUAUUGUGUAUAUUAGAUCACUCAGUAUGUGCUAUGAAUUUGAAACACGGGCCUUUUGGCUCAUGGGAGAGCAGCAGUCAAGGACUUUCUAGGAUUUUAAACGUGUGUAUGGCAGCUGUUAAAAAAAAAAAAAAGAUUGUGCUUUCGAAACAUACCCAGCACUUGCUGAAAAAAAGAAAUGUGUCAUAUUUAUUGCUAAUGUAAGCAGCACAAUAAUCCAUUUUUGUUAAUAUCUGUUGUUUUGAAGGGAAAAAAACCAACAAAAUGAAAAAAAAGCUAAUUUAUUUUAUUUUAUACACUAGUGCAGCAUUUACAAAUUAUUUUUCUAAACGGGUGUGCUUUCUUUUCACACUUUUCACUGUAAAGGAGAAUUCACAAUCCAGCAAAAAUCUGUGUUCGUGCACGUGGGAAGCAGUUUUCUAAAACUACUGACACAUUUUUUUUUUUUAAAUUUUCAUUUGGGAUGUCAUCAAAAAUGACAGUUUCUCUGUUACAGAUGAAUGGCUGACGAUAUCGGGAAUGGUUUCAUAGACUCAUUGUUCUGCCUUUAACAAAUAAAGAUUUUCCAAACCGGAAUCCGUAAUAACAUAUCUCAGGAAAACCAUCCAUCCAUAUCACAUCCAAACCAUAUCAAUAGAAACAAAAUGGUUUCCGAUUUUUAGAUUUUGAAGGAGACGUUGUGAGAAAACUGCUGACUUGUGCAAACACGAGAUUAUAAAACUAUUGGAGUGGAAAAUGAAUUCUGUUUUACCAUUUUUUGUCUGUUUGUUUUGUUUUGCUUACACAUAGGAAACCAUGACAAAAGAAUCCAAUUUAUAAGAUAUUUACCAGCAAACUCAUCCACGAUUCGGCUUGUCUGGACAAAAAACGCUGUUAUAUCCGAGUUUCUGCCUGAACUGUAUCAAGCCAUGAAGAAAACCCUUGUACCAGUAGAGGUGUUGCUGCUCUUGCUUCUCCCAGUGUUCAUUCUCUGUAAUGUCAUAUGAAACCCUGGUGCCAGAGCAGAUGAAGGGAGCAGGUGCAGGAAGAUGGCAGCGUCCUGGUCUGAUAUAAUCACCAACACGACUGCAGGAUGUGACCUGCUUUCACCAGUUCACUCUACCAGGAAGCUGCUGUUUCACGUGCACCUGGUCCGUUGUUUGACUUGUUGCCAAACAGGAGCCCGGACAUCUUUAUAGAGUCGAGGGGUUCCACCUUUUUAGAGACGUGUCCGAAGCAUUUUAACCUGCGCUGUUUGUGUCACACCACUACAAACGAUCUUUGUUUUCUUUAUGAAUAUGCACUGGUAAUAAAAGCACAUGGUUUACUGA
Molecule: messenger RNA, 4443 nt
Organism: Paralichthys olivaceus (Japanese flounder)
Lineage: Eukaryota; Metazoa; Chordata; Actinopteri; Pleuronectiformes; Paralichthyidae
Product: tripartite motif-containing protein 3-like
Biological process (GO): negative regulation of translation; protein polyubiquitination; proteasome-mediated ubiquitin-dependent protein catabolic process
Molecular function (GO): protein binding; zinc ion binding; ubiquitin protein ligase activity
Source: RefSeq, a predicted model, not a curated record